Messenger RNA from Tachyglossus aculeatus (Australian echidna), 1953 nucleotides. RefSeq names its product FAD dependent oxidoreductase domain containing 1 (gene FOXRED1). Lineage: Eukaryota; Metazoa; Chordata; Mammalia; Monotremata; Tachyglossidae. Bases 33 to 1481 code for a protein of 482 amino acids. The record is from RefSeq and is a predicted model, not a curated record. Gene Ontology annotation, cellular component: cytoplasm. The transcript is spliced from 11 exons. Gene Ontology annotation, molecular function: oxidoreductase activity.
GUCAGGGGACGGACGUGGGCGCGGGCCGGACCAUGCUCCGCCGGCUGCUGCGGCCCGGCCUCUGCCGGCGGGGACUGCGCACGCGCCAAGGAGGGAAGCAAUCCGGCUGGGAUGAGAAGGUGGCGGACUUCAAGAGCAAGCUGUGGGCCCUCCUGCCCGGGGAGUCCUGGCAGCCCCUGUACAACACGGACCACCUGCCCCCCAAGCACUCGGACGUGAUCAUCGUGGGGGGCGGGGUGAUCGGCUGGUCCGUCGCCUACUGGCUGAAGCGGCUGGAGAGCCGGCGGGACGGCGUGCGGGUGUUGGUGGUGGAGCGGGACCCCACGUACAGUCGAGCCUCCUCCGUGCUGUCGGUGGGUGGGAUCCGCCAGCAGUUCUCGCUGCCUCAGAACAUCCAGAUGUCGCUCUUCUCCAUCAACUUCCUGCAUCACAUCAAUGAGUACCUGGACCACCCCGGGGAGCUGCCCAUCGACCUCCAGUUCAACCCAUCAGGUUACCUUCUGCUGGCCUCAGAGGAGAGCGCCACGCUCAUGGAGAACAACGUGCGAGUGCAGAGGCAAGAAGGAGCCCAGGUGAGACUGCUGUCCCCGGAGCAGCUACGGAAGAAGUUUCCCUGGCUGAACACAGAAGGGGUGGCCCUGGCAUCCUACGGACUGGAGAACGAAGGCUGGUUUGACCCGUGGAGCCUGCUGCAGGGGCUGCGUCGCCAGGCCUUGGCCAUGGGAGUUUUCCACUGCCACGGAGAGGUCACAGAAAUGAUCAGCUCCUCCCACACCAUGAUUAACGCCAGCGGCGAACCCGUGACCUUUAAGAGGAUUUACAACGUCCACGUGAAGAAGGACAACAGCCUAGAGUACCAGCCGGUGGAGUGUGCUAUAGUCAUCAACGCCGCAGGUGCCUGGUCUGGGCAAGUGGCAGAGCUGGCUGGCAUCGGGCGGGGCCCACCAGGCACCCUGCAGGGCACCAAGCUGCCCGUGGAGCCCAGGAAAAGAUAUGUGUACGUGUGGCAAAGCCCCCAGGGCCCCGGCUUGGAGACCCCGCUCGUCGCGGACACCAGCGGCGCCUACUUCCGCCGUGAGGGGCUGGGCAAUGUCUACCUAGGAGGCUGCAGCCCCCGCGAGGAGGAAGAGCCGGACAUCGGAGACUUGGAGGUGGAUCACGACUUCUUCCAGAACAGGGUGUGGCCUCACCUGGCCAAGAGGGUCCCGGCUUUCGAGUCCCUGCAGGUGAAGAGCGCGUGGGCCGGCUACUACGACUACAACACCUACGACCAGAACGGCGUGGUGGGCUACCACCCCCUGGUCACCAACAUGAUCUUGGCCACCGGCUUCAGCGGGCACGGGCUCCAGCAGGCCCCCGCCGUGGGCCGGGCCGUGGCCGAGCUGGUGCUGAAAGGGGAGUUCGUCUCCAUCGACCUGAGCCCCUUCUCCUUCCAGCGCUUCUUCCUGCAGGAGCCCAUCCUAGAGCAGAACAUCAUCUGAGCCGGCGGGCGGCCCCCCGGCUGGGGACCACACCCCCGCCCGGGCCCCCGGGUCUUCCCUCCCCUGUAGGUCCAGCCGGACCCCCGGGGCUUGCCUUCUGGGUGUCCCUUCCUUCUCGGGGCCCAGCGGAGGCCACGGGCCCUGACGCGGUGGGACGGAAAGACGAGCGCUCCGUCGGUCAGCCCCGUGUCUGCCCUGACCCUUUCCCAUCCCGGCACGGGACGGUGCCUCUCUGCCGCCGAGUCCGGGCCCAGGGCCCUGUGCUCAGCGUUUUCCAGUCUCCUCCUGGCCCUCCAUGGGAGGGGCUGCCCCUCAGCCUUGGCCCGAGCCCCUCCUGGAACAGGUCGGCGGGAUGCUCGCCAGUGCCGGCCACGGGUCCGUGGCCGGGCCUGACAACUUGUCGGGUCACGCUUCGCUGUGCGGUCCCCCAAUAAAGCCGGUUCACCCGCUCCACGGAGCCCAGGCCCUGCCA